Molecule: messenger RNA, 1449 nt
Organism: Saccostrea cuccullata (small rock oyster)
Lineage: Eukaryota; Metazoa; Mollusca; Bivalvia; Ostreida; Ostreidae
Exons: 8
Coding region: 1-1449 (482 amino acids)
Molecular function (GO): DNA binding; protein dimerization activity
Source: RefSeq, a predicted model, not a curated record
AUGGCUGAGGCACAGUUGACAUUCAUGGACAGUUUGGAAAAUAAUGAACGUAAAUGCAAGGGACCCACUCUGAAAGAACUGCUGCAGAAACCACCACUACUACCAAGAAUGCAAAUGUGUAAACCGAAGCAACAACCACCACCGAUUCAUCAAAAACAAGAAAACGUUUUCUCGGAUCAAAAGGAAAAUAGUUUUGAAAAUUUCGUAGGGUUCGAGGAAGAAUGGAAAAAACUACAGAGAGAACUCGAUCUUCCUGAUUUGGAUGUCGAACGACGUCAUCUGAAAAGACGCAUGGUAGAAAAGACACCAGUGCCACCCCAUCCUCUCCAUAAAGAGUUAGAAACAUUAAAAGACUUUGAAAAGAAAAUGAGAAACAAUCUUGAUGAAAUUAACACUAUUAUAGUAUCUGGAUUGAAUCGAAUUAAAAAGUUCCUUGAAUCAAUGACCACGGAGGAUGGGAAGACCAUCUUGGAGAAAACCUGGGGUAAUUUGAAAUCCCAGUUUGAGUUCUUCUUAGUGUUGGAGGAGGGGGAGGAGAGAAAGUUUACAACACAUACUGCAACUUCAUUUGCACGAACCUUUACCCCACUGAUGAACAUGAGAAAGGGACGCAUAAUAGUGGUAUCCUCUGAUGAUACCUUCUCAAGGAAGAGGGGUGAUAUCUUUAAGGAAGUAAAUCCAGGAAAAAAUAAAAAAGGACAGGGAAAGAGGGGACGCUGUAGAAGUGGGAAAGCAAGUACAAAUUACAUAGAUGAUGACCAGAAGCGCAACAAUUCAGUUUUUAAAAGAAAGAAUACUCUGCUAAAAAAGGCAAAAGAGCUUCACAGCACUACACACUGUGAAAUUCUUUUAGUAAUUAAAACCCCUUCAGGAAAGGUCAACACCUUUACCACAUCUCUCUUUGAAGAGGAACUGAGAAGCCUCAUGGACCGCUCGAAAGGAAAACCUACUCCUCAACCUUCCUCAACUCCUUCUUCUAUUCACUCUAAAACUAUAUCUCCUUGUCUUUUCACAACCCCCCUUACUACUCCAUCACCCACUUCUACUGUCGUUCGCACAUUUGACAUAUCCUCUCCUCCGCGCUCUUCUAUUUCUUCACCACCCGCUACCUUUCCAUCUCCCCAACCUACUCUUUCCACUGAAAUAACUGUUCGAGCCGAGGUCCACACACCCCCUCCUUCCAAAAAACCCACCCCAACUCCAGCUAUUCCACUUAAGAGAAGGAGGAUCGAUUCGUUAAAAAAUAAGUCAACGCAGACAGAGGAUAUCAAGACAAAGAUUCCAGACACAUGUAAUAUUUGUCUCAGAAAAGAAGCGCGUGGCCAUUGGGUUGGAUGUGACAAAGCACGUUGUGGUUACUGGGUCCAUGACCAUUGUGUGGGAUUUUUUUUUAAUUCUAAUAUUCAGAUAAAGAAAGCAAAAUUCAAGUGUCCAGUGCAUAGAAAUUAA